Molecule: messenger RNA, 945 nt
Organism: Urocitellus parryii (Arctic ground squirrel)
Lineage: Eukaryota; Metazoa; Chordata; Mammalia; Rodentia; Sciuridae
Product: mas-related G-protein coupled receptor member X2-like
Biological process (GO): G protein-coupled receptor signaling pathway
Cellular component (GO): plasma membrane
Molecular function (GO): G protein-coupled receptor activity
Source: RefSeq, a predicted model, not a curated record
AUGAAUAAAAAUGAGGAAGACAGUCCUUUAUAUUUUCACAAGAAGACCCUGAUUGUGAAGUUACUGCCAAUCAUUAUUACCUUGAUUGGGCUGGUGGGAAAUGCAGUUGUGCUCUGGCUUCUGGGCUUCCGCAUGCAUAAGAACGCCCUCUCAGUCUACAUCCUCAACCUGGCRGGAGCCGACUUCCUUUUUCUCUGUUUUCAUGUUAUAGUUUCUCUGAACAAACUCAACCUCACUUUCCUUUUCUUUCUCACCUUCAUCCUCRAGUACUUACCCAUUGUAAUGAUCUGUUCCUACCUUACAGGCCUGAGCAUGUUGAGUGCCAUUAGUGCUGAGYGCUGCCUGUCCAUCCUGUGUCCCAUCUGGUACAGCUGCCACCGCCUGAUUCACACGUCAGCUGUCAUAUGUGCCAUACUCUGGGCCCUGUCCCUGCUACUGAGCAUCCUGGAUUUGUACUACUGUUUCUUCUUAUCUAUAAAUUUCAACUAUUGGUGUCAGACAUUUAGUUUCAUCAUAGCUGCAUGGCUGAUAAUUUUAUUUAUGGUUCUUUCUAUAUCUAGCCUCACUCUGCUAGUCAGAAUCCUCUGUGGUUCUCGGAGGGUGCCACUGACCAGGCUGUAUGUAACUAUUGGGCUCAUAGUUCUAGUCUUCCUCAUUUGUGGCCUGCCUAUAAGCAUCCUAAGUUUUCUGUCAUUGUGGAUUCAUAAUAAUGAUGUGAUUCUGCAUUUUUCUAAGAGGACUGCUUUAUUUCUGUCCUGUAUUAACAGCAGCGCCAAACCCAUCAUUUACAUAUUUGUUGGCUCCUGUAGGCGGGGACAAAACCUUUGGCGGCAGCAACCAUCGCUCAAGUCGGUUCUGGAGAAGGCCUUCCAGGACAUACCCGAGGUUAAGAAAAGUGGAGAAAGCCUUCCUCAGGAAACAACAGAGAGUCCAGUUGUCCCUUAA